Molecule: messenger RNA, 2169 nt
Organism: Cyprinodon tularosa
Lineage: Eukaryota; Metazoa; Chordata; Actinopteri; Cyprinodontiformes; Cyprinodontidae
Gene: gap43
Product: growth associated protein 43
Exons: 3
Coding region: 277-996 (239 amino acids)
Biological process (GO): regulation of growth
Molecular function (GO): protein binding
Source: RefSeq, a predicted model, not a curated record
CGAGUAAGAGAGAGAAAAGAGUUGCACCCAGGCAGACUGAGUGAAGAGCGUGUGUGUGCAAACUGGGAUGAAUAAAUGCACUCGAAGGCUUAGCUGGUGAUACAGCCAGAGAGAGAGGAAGCGAGAACCAGAGUGUGUGUGUGUGUGUGUGUGAGCAAGGACGUGAGAGAGAGAGAGAGAGAGAGAGAGAGAGGGUGAGAGAGAAGAAGUGAAAGAGAAGGAUAGAAGGGAAGAAAGAAGCAGAGAAGAGAAAGGGAGGAUUCUACAACUCCAACUAUGCUGUGCUGCAUAAGAAGAACCAAACCGGUGGAGAAGAAUGAGGAUGCAGACCAGAAGAUUGAACAGGAUGGCACCCCGAACAAGCCCGAGGACAAGGCCCACAAGGCUGCCACCAAAAUACAGGCGAGCUUCCGUGGACACAUAACUCGGAAAAAGAUGAAAGAUGGAGAAGAAGAAGAGAAGGAAGGAGACAGUCCAGCUGCAGAAGAGGGAGUAGAUGGUGAGGAGACAAAGAAAGUGGAGGGAGAAGAUGCACCUACUAAGCAGGAGGAAAAUGCAGGGGAGGAGGCCAAGAAGGAGGGGGAUGAGACAAACCAGGCCAAAACCCCAGGAGCAGACAAGCCUGCUAACUCUCCUGCAGGCACAGCAACGUCUCCCGUGGCGGCAGCUCCCGCUGCUGCCUCUCCCACAGCCCCCUCUGAACCUCAGAAAGAGGAGCCGAAGGCCGAGGAGAAGCCCAAAGAGGUGGAGGCUCCGGCAGCAACAGCCAAGAGUCCCACCACAGCCACGGCUGAGGAGAAGAAAGAGGAGGAGAAGAGUGAAGAGAAGAAGGAGGAGGCCAGAAAAGCCGAUGUGCCUGCUGCUGUCAGUCCGACAGCUGAAAAGGAGGAGCCUAACCAAACAAAUGAUAAAAAAGAUGCUGCAGAGGAGUCAAAAGCGGAGGAGAAAACCAACCCAGAUGGGGCUGCGGAGCCAUCCGAGUCCAAGGAAGACUAAAGGCAAAGCCUUAACCACUGGAAAUCAGAAUUAAGAGAAAAUGUUGAGUAACACAAAAACAAAAAUCUAAAAAGGUUGCUCUUUACCUUCCCAACGUCAAGGGCAGUCUGUUUCUAUUUGUUUGUCAUUUUUUGUGUGGCAAUGAUUUUCUCAUGUUGGGGGAGUUUCCAGCUUGAAGUUUUCUGGCUCAAGCUAAUAUUGUGAUGGUGAUGAUGAUGUCUGUAAUAAUAACAUGAUUAUUACCUUGAUGAUGAUGGUGAUGCAAAAGCGGGAAGCAUCAGUGUCUUCACUUCCUAAUGUGAGUGAAACAUCACUGGAUCGACAGCUUCUAACUGGACCGCUCACACAUUUAAAAACGCAUUGCCAAUGCACCACCAUUCGUUUGCAUUGUCAUGCACUUUUUGUAAAAACCACGUCGCUGAAACAAAACUCAGUUUUGCAAAUGCAUGCACAAAAAUAGGCUAGUUUUAAAAUGCAACUCCGGUUUUCAGCACUGCACACGUGUAUUGAAAACACAACAAAAAGCCAGGUAAAUAUGCGAAUGUAUAUCUAAAUGUGUGAGAUUUUCAGUUGGCCUGUUUUAUUCAAAGUCCAAAAAUUAGUCAAUAGAAUUACUACUCUUUCUAUUCAGCUUGAGGAACUCAAGCUUGGUUUACAUCACUUUUACAAACUCUGGUAAGUGACAUUUAUAGAACCUUCUGGACCUUUUAAAUCCUAUAAUAAAUAAAAAAUAGCUAUAGUAUUGAUGUGUUUGGCCCAUAUAUAUAUAUAUCUAUAUAUAUAGAUAUAUAUAUAUAUGCCAAGCAAGUGUGAGAACAGUAGCAUGAACCAUGGAACAAGUUGCAUGAUGGGAACUCUCCCUUCGAGAGGAACUUCUUCGCAGCCACAAAAACAAGAAGUGUGGCGGCUUCUUUUUGAUGUCUUUGGUGUUGUUAUGACAGUUUCUAUGAAUUGGAGAAUUGCACUGAUGUUACUGAAAAAAAGAGAAAAAAAUCUGAAAAAGGAAAAUCCAACAUACGAAAUUCUUUUCCUAUGUUCCAGUGAGUACCAUGUCCAGUUUCAACCUUAUCUGAAAGUACAAACUUGUGAAAAAAAGAAUGAAAAAAAAUGAAAUAAAAAAUGGUUUCAAUGUCUGUUUUCGAAAUAAAGCAAAUGUGCCAAUUACCAUCCUAA